Daphnia pulicaria is the source of this 2495-nucleotide messenger RNA. RefSeq names its product ATP-binding cassette sub-family G member 1-like. Gene Ontology annotation, cellular component: plasma membrane. The transcript is spliced from 11 exons. Bases 506 to 2392 code for a protein of 628 amino acids. Gene Ontology annotation, molecular function: ABC-type transporter activity; ATP binding; ATP hydrolysis activity. The record is from RefSeq and is a predicted model, not a curated record. NCBI's taxonomy places the organism in Eukaryota, Metazoa, Arthropoda, Branchiopoda, Diplostraca, Daphniidae.
AAUUGCGCUUUAACGAUAAAGAGGAUUACAAGUUGGCCUUGGUUUCGAAUGAAUCCCGAUUCAAACUUCCCAUCAAGGACAAAUCGGAAUCUUCAUCAAGAUAAAUGACAGCCACCUGACGGAACGCACCAAGCUCUUGUUAUCUCUCGGAGAGAAAGCAAAGUUAAAAAAACAUUUCUUGGCCAACCGUUGAAGAAAGAAGAAGUAUUUGUUCUCACCUCCCUCGGGCAUUUUUCUUUUCGUGUUUCCUGCUCGAACUGUGCUGCAUAAUCAACCCCAGCAGCUUCAGAAAGACUGUAGCAGAGUGUAGCUGACCCUCCUCUCGAAGCUUUCUCCUGUCUGUAUUAUACCCGUUUUGUAGACGACUUUUAAUCGUGAUUUCCAAUGUGAUUGUAUACAUUUCAUGUCAAGGUAAUGCGGUUGAUUUUGACCACCUAAAGGAUCGUUUUAGUUCGAUAUUCGGCUACAAUUACAUCGACAGUUGGUCGGAAAAAGGCAGAGCAGGAUGGAAGCUGAAUCAAGAUCGAGCGCGUCGAGUUCCGAUGGAACGAAAACGCAGAAAUACAACAAAGUUACGACGACAUUGGAUCUUGGCUUCCGCGAUCUCUGUUUCACCACGGGCAAAGGGGAAAAGGCUAAGAGGAUUUUACACAAAAUGAGCGGUGCCUUCAAGUCCGGCCAGCUGACGGCCAUUCUAGGGCCGUCCGGAGCCGGGAAAACUUCUCUAAUGAAUAUUCUAGCCGGCUUAAAGACGAGUGGAGUGGAAGGUCGGGUCCAAGUGAACGGAGCCGAACGGGACCUGAAAAUUUUCCGCAAAAGGUCGGCGUACAUCACACAAAAAGACCAUCUGCUGUCCAACUUAACCGUCGACGAAUACAUGUUGGCUGCUGCCCAUCUAAAAUUAGGCAACGGCGUCUCCAAUAAAAAAAAGGAAUCUAUCAUAGAAAAUGUAAUGACAACACUUGGGCUGAACGAAACUGGGCAGACACGAAUCUCUUGUUUAUCUGGUGGGGAAUGCAAGCGACUUUCUAUCGCACUGGAAUUGGUAAACAAUCCAACUAUUUUGUUUCUGGACGAACCCACCAGUGGAUUGGAUAGUUCAUCGAGUUUCCAAUGCGUCUCAUUAUUGCGUGACCUUGCCAGGAGUGGAAGGACUGUGGUUACCACGAUCCAUCAGCCCAGUUCGAGAUUACUGGAACACUUUGAUCACCUCUACAUCGUCGCAGGGGGAUCGUGCAUGUACCAAGGACCUGUCCAAUCUCUCGUACCCUAUCUGCACACGAUGAAUUUGAACUGUCCCAGCUACCACAACCCCGCUGACUUUGCAAUGGACAUAGCCAGCGGAGAAUACGGAGACGUUUUAUCCCGACUGGUAACUGGCAUAGAGAACGGACGACUCAUUUAUCAGGAAUCGCCGACGCCGACGCUGGCGUCGCCCUCGCUAAGCCACGAUACCGGAUUUUACGAUGAGGACGAAGACGUAAACAUGCUGGACGGAAAUAAGAAAAUGAAAAAGAAAAAUAAAACUCAAAACGAACGGCUGAUUUAUGCAGCUCCAUUUCACACACAAGUGGCCGUUCUUCUAGGAAGAACUUGGAGAACCAUUUGGCGAGAAAAAAUGUUGACGAUGCUCCGUUUCGCCGCCCACAUCGUCGUGAGUAUUCUAAUGGGCAUGCUGUACUGGCGGGUGGGCGACGACGCAGCCGUCAUUUACAACAACGCCGGAUUACUCUUCUUCAACCAGCUGUUCAUCCUUUUUGCCGCCAUGAUGCCGACUAUUGUGACGUUUCCGCUCGAGAGAAAGGUGCUGGUGCGGGAACAUUUGAAUCACUGGUACAGCCUCAAAGCCUAUUACCUGGCCAAAACGUUGGCCGACAUUCCGUUCCAGAUCGUCUUUCCUACUUUAUACUUGGUGACCGUCUACUUGAUGACCAACCAGCCGAUGAGUAUUGAACGUUUCGGUAUGUUGCUGGCCAUCACCAUUUGCAUGUCGCUCGUAGCGCAAGGAAUCGGAUUAUUAGUCGGGGCGGCUUUCAGCAUCCAAGUGGCCGUUUUCGUGGCACCUGCCUGCGCCAUUCCGUUCCUGCUCUUCUCCGGCUUCUUCGUCAACCUCAACUCCAUUCCGCCGUACAUGUCGUGGAUCGCCGACGUCAGUUUCUUCCGCUACGCCUUCCAGGGCUCCAUGGUGGCCACGUACGGGUUCGAUCGCCCGCCGCUGACCUGCUCUCAAGCCUACUGCCAUUUUCGCUACGCUCAAAAGUUUCUGGAACAGUUUGACCUCGGUCAAAGUUCCUACUACAUGUCCGUCGUCGGUCUGCUCAUCUUUUUCAUUUUGAUACGAGUGGCCGGCUACGUUGUCUUGCGCUUUAAACUUCGCCAUGUCCGUAACUGAGCUGCUCUGUUCUAUUUUAAGGAAUAAUCCGUAGCAGAAUUUUUUGAUAUUAUUGACGCAACACUGGAGCCCCUCCCAAAAAAUGAAUAAAACGAUACAAAAU